Molecule: messenger RNA, 1387 nt
Organism: Meleagris gallopavo (turkey)
Lineage: Eukaryota; Metazoa; Chordata; Aves; Galliformes; Phasianidae
Gene: ABHD8
Product: abhydrolase domain containing 8
Biological process (GO): lipid homeostasis; phosphatidic acid biosynthetic process
Cellular component (GO): mitochondrion
Molecular function (GO): lysophosphatidic acid acyltransferase activity; carboxylic ester hydrolase activity
Source: RefSeq, a predicted model, not a curated record
CAUAAUGCUGAACAGCAUCACCGAGGGGUUCCUCUGCUGCCUGAUGGGCAAAACGCACGCCGUGGGACCUCUGGACAGCGUUGAGUCCAGCAAUGGCUACAGCUUCCUGGAGGUGAAGCCAGGCAGGAUCCUGCGGGUGAGGCACAGCGCUCCGAGCCGCCCGCCCGCCGAGCCCCCCGAGGAACCCGGGGCUGCAGAGAGAGGCACGGUGCACUGCAAGCGCAAGAUCACGCUGUACCGCAACGGGCAGCUGGUGAUCGAGAACCUGGGGGACGCCGUGCGCUCCGAAAUCCUGCACUGCUCCAACGGCUCGGCCGAGCCCAGCAGCACCGUGGAGCUGGAGCUGUCUGAGCUGGCUGGCCAAACCCCGGUGCAGGGCUCUGCUGGCACGCCGGGAUCUGGUGCACGAGAUGCUGCGGCUGGAAAGCGUCGGAAGCGUAAGCCCAAGAAAGUCAUCAACAUCGACUGCAAGAAGCAGAUCACGAGCUGCAAAGGGACACACGGUGACGUGGUCCUGUUCUUCAUCCACGGCGUGGGCGGCUCGCUGGAUAUCUGGAAGGAGCAGCUGGACUUCUUCACCAAGCUGGGCUACGAGGUGGUGGCUCCUGACCUGGCCGGACACGGCUGCAGCUCGGCCCCGCAGAUCGCUGCUGCCUACACCUUCUAUGCGCUGGCUGAGGACAUGAGGGCCGUCUUCAAGCGUUACGCCAAGAAGAGGAACAUCCUGAUAGGGCACUCGUAUGGGGUCUCCUUCUGCACCUUCCUAGCCCACGAGUACCCCGACCUGGUGCAUAAAGUGAUCAUGAUCAACGGAGGGGGCCCGACGGCGCUGGAGCCCAGCCUGUGCUCCAUCUUCAACAUGCCCACCUGCGUGCUGCACUGCCUGUCCCCAUGCCUGGCCUGGAGCUUCCUCAAGGCUGGCUUUGCCCGCCAGGGUGCCAAAGAGAAGCAGCUGCUGAAGGAAGGCAACGCCUUCAACGUCUCCUCCUUCGUGCUGCGUGCUAUGAUGAGCGGGCAGUACUGGCCAGAGGGUGACGAGGUGUACCACGCCGAGCUGGCCGUGCCCGUGCUGCUGGUGCACGGCAUGCACGACAAGUUCGUGCCGGUGGAGGAGGACCAGCGCAUGGCAGAGAUCCUGCUGAUCGCUUUCCUGAAGGUGAUCGACGAGGGCAGCCACAUGGUGAUGAUGGAGUGCCCCGAGACUGUGAACACCCUGCUCCACGAAUUCGUCCUAUGGGAGCCCGAGACGCCAGCUGGGGACGGGCAAGGAGAGAAGAAAUAAGGUGGCGGGGACGCGGUGACCGGGCUGCUCCGAUGGGAGAGAUGUUGGGGAGCACGGAGGGGUUUGUGGGCGCACCGGGGCGCAGCCGGCCCUGCCGGGCACGGA